This is a messenger RNA of Syzygium oleosum, 1195 nucleotides long. Its product is annotated as chalcone synthase-like. The record is from RefSeq and is a predicted model, not a curated record. The transcript has 2 exons. Lineage: Eukaryota; Viridiplantae; Streptophyta; Magnoliopsida; Myrtales; Myrtaceae. Gene Ontology annotation, biological process: polyketide biosynthetic process. The coding region runs from base 11 to 1195 and encodes 394 amino acids. Gene Ontology annotation, molecular function: acyltransferase activity, transferring groups other than amino-acyl groups.
AAAAACUGCGAUGGCACCUUUGGCGACCAAUGUUGGGGAUGAGUCGAUGGGGAAAGCUCCAGCGGCAAUCCUAGCCAUUGGCACAGCUAAUCCGCCGUACUGCAUCCACCAGGACGAUUAUCCUGAUUUUCUCUUUCGGAUCACAAACUCCAACCACCUUACUCACGUCAAAGAGAAGUUUGCGCGCAUUUGUGAGAAAUCUGCGAUAAAGAAGCGAUAUUUUCACUUGAACGAAGAAAUUCUCAAGCAAAACCCAGCUUUAUGCUCUUACAGCGCCUCAUCACUAAACUUACGUCAAGAUAUGACGAUCGACAUGCUCCCGAAGCUCGGCAUGGAAGCCGCCGUGAAGGCCAUCGAAGAAUGGGGCCAACCCAAGUCUACGAUCACCCACCUUGUCUUCUGCUCCUUCUCCGGUGCGGACAUGCCUGGCGCGGACCUAAAGCUCCUCAACAUGCUCGGCCUCCGACCUUCGGUCAGCCGGGUCAUGCUCUAUAGCCUCGGCUGCUAUGCCGGAGGAACCGUCCUCCGAAUCGCCAAGGACAUUGCUGAGAACAACCCUGGGGCUCGGGUGCUCGUCGUUUGCGCAGAGACGACCAUCCCCACGUUUCGAGCUCCCUCCGAGGACGAUCCGGUGUACUUAGUGAGCAAUGCAAUCUUUGCUGAUGGCGCGGCAGCUAUGAUCAUCGGCGCUGCUUGGCCACGCGUGACCACAGAACGGCCAAUCUUCCAAAUCAUCUCCGCCUCGCAGUCGGUGGUGCCGGACUCCGACGGGAUGAUCCAAGGCCAUUACCGCGAGGUCGGUGUCACCAUGCAGAUAUCGGAGAAGGUGCCGGAACUGAUUUCCGCGGAUCUGGAGGGCAAUUUGGUCGAAGCUUUCGGCUCGAUUAAGGUCACGGAUUGGAACUCCAUUUUCUGGGCCCCACAUCCCGGAGGGAGGAGGAUUCUUGACUCCAUAGAAGCAACAUUUGGAUUGAGGAAAGAGAGACUAAGAGCUACGAGGCAGGUGUUGAAAGAGUUCGGGAACAUGUUCGGCGUGUGUGUUAUCUUCAUUCUGGACGAGAUCAGGAAAAGGUCGAUCAAGGAAGGGAAGGCCACGACGGGGGAGGGGAUGGAGUUGGGGGUGCUAUUAGGGUUCGGGCCCGGUCUCACCAUCGAGACCGUCGUUUUACGGAGUGUGCCCAUCGUUGACGGGUGA